Messenger RNA from Rotaria socialis, 4146 nucleotides. Lineage: Eukaryota; Metazoa; Rotifera; Eurotatoria; Philodinida; Philodinidae. The record is from the annotation of a GenBank genome assembly.
AUGAAUCUUUUUCGAGGUUCUUGGAAUCCUACCGAAGACGUAAUUCCUAUUCAUUCACCUGUUGGUUUAUUACAAAAACUAAAUGCUUAUCGUGCAUCAAGUGGUUCAACGCUGGUAUCUUCAUUACCAUCGCCUUCACCAUCGCCACAAAAUGAACAUAAAUCAACAAUUCUAAGUGAAUCAACGAAUUUUUUCACACGUCUUUGGCGUUCCAAUACUAAUCGCGCAACACCAUCACAAAUUUUAGUAGCUUCACAUGAAAAAAAUUCAUCAUCAUUUGACCAGAUACCUGAAUCAACUCCAAUAUUCGUUGACACGCCGCCUAUAUUGUUACCAUCACCUAUAUCAAGUCGUCGCAUAUCAUUUAUACGUGACGUAUCACCAAAGCGUUCAUCACAAUCAUGUCCAAUUUCAUCACCAACAAUACCAUCACUUCAAUCACAACCAACAACAUUAAGUACAAUAACAGAUCCUUCAUUCGAAGAUACAGCAUCUGAACAACCAUGUGAUACAGCAAGUGAAUUUUAUUCUCAAAGUUUUGAAACAAACAUCGAUGGUAGUGAUACAAAAAUAGUCGAUGAACAAGUUAACGAAGAAAUUUCUAAAGAACAACAACAAGACUUAACAUCCAAUGAACGACAUCGUAAUUUGAAUCCAUCAAAAAAAUCUAUGUUGCCAUCAAUAAAAAGUAGCAUUGCAUCGCCUUUGCAAAUGGUUGAACAACUGCAUAGUGAUAGUUUCACUUCACCUGAAGCCAGUAUUGAUGCCAGUAUGGCUAUGGAUUAUUUUUCUACUCCAAUAAUAAAGAUACAAGCAAUAAAGAAUAAUACUACAUCAAUAAUAACGGAAAAUCCGUUAACAACGCAUAAUAAUCCCAAAAAGACAAAUCGAGCAGGCGUUCGUUAUGCUGAAACAUUAGCACGCAAACGAGCAUUGAUGCAUCGUGAUUAUCAAUGGACAACAACAUUGGAUGAUGUAGAAUCAAUAACAAAUAACAAUAAUCAAGUUAAUAGUAUAAAAGAAUCACGAGCUUCAUCCGAUUUAGCAGCGAAUGCACUAUCAUAUAAAAGUGAAAGAAUAUCAUCUUCAUCCUCGUCAAAAAUGAUUUCUAAAACUGAUUCAUCAAAUAAUAUUCCAAAUGUUGUUCUACGUCGACGACGUUCUUCUCGUCGUUUACCAGAAAUACCUUUAACUAGUAAAAUAUCAAAUAAUAGCGAAACAACUCAAACAGAUGAAAUGGAAAUUCCAUCGCCAUUAUGUACAUCCGAUGAACUUCAAUGUCAAUUUACACAUGAAAGUUCUUUGUCUAAUUCUUCAAAUUGUUCAAAACGUGUUGAUGUCGACUCAUCAUCAGCGGCUCGGUUACCACACAAGAAACUAUUACAUAAACUUCAAUCGCAAAAUACAAAAUCAGUUGAUUUAUCGAAUUUAACACGGCGAAAAUCAUGUCUUAUUGUUAAUAACACAUUAUUACCACAACGUUCACUUGAUUAUCCAAGUAUUGUACGUAAAACACCUGAUUUAUCUGAUAUUGUUCGACAACGUAUGUUAUAUUCAAAAAUAUCCAAACAACAGCAAGAAGAAAAUUUUUCUCGAAGCCUUGAACGUGAACAUGUCCCAAAAGUUCCCAAGAAAAUUAUUAUUAGACAAGACAAUAGUAUUGAAAUUGCAUUAAGUAAACCACCUAAACUCCGUCGCCAGACUUUAUCAGAAGAUUAUUAUUAUGGAUGUAAUCCUGAAGUAGAAUUUACUACAAUAUCACCAACUGCAGGUGGUUCAUCAACACUUGGCAUACCCAAUCCAUCGUAUGGUUCAGGUUUAAUAGCCGGCGAUCGAAGGAAAACAAUUGAAACAUGUGAAAAUAUUUUUUUACAUGCUGAAGAAAAUUCAAAACUACGUGCACGGACACCACCAUCAAAUCCACAUCGAAUUUUACUUCAUCGAGAUAAAAAUGAUACUUCAAUACGAACAAAUGGUCUCGGAAUGCGUAUUGUUGGCGGACAAGAAUGUGAAGAUAGCAGUCUCGGAUGCUUUGUAACAAAUGUUUUAUAUGGAGGUCCAGCCGAUGUUCAAGGUUAUAUUGAAGUAGGUGAUCAAAUACUGGAAUUCAAUGGACAUUCAUUAAUUGAAUCUACAUAUGAAGAAGUUCGUAUUUUACAAGAUCAUUGUGGUGAUAUUGUACAAUUAGUUGUUCAACAUAAUAAUAUUAGAUUACAAAUCAGCAAUGGUCUAGUACUAUCGUCGAUGGAAAUUUCUAGACAUUUUGAAACUGUGCCACGUUUAUCAUCAUCAUUAACACGAAAACGACGGAACUUACCACCGUUGCCACCACCAUCAUUAUCAUCAACAAUACCGAAACAACAAAAAAAAGAUUUAUUUGAAACAGUUGAAACACUUGAAGUACCAAACGUUAAAGAGCUCAAACCAAUUUUAAUUAAUCGUGGUCGACUUCUAGCUCAAAUUUGGCAUGAUAUUGAAGAUAUGAAAUUAGCUUUGACAAUAAUUCAAGCAAGUAAUCUUCCUUUACGAUCAAAUGGUGAUCAACCAUAUUCAUUUAUUACUGGUAAAAUGUUAUUCGAAGAUCGUGGUUUUGAUAUGUUUGAAACUAAAAUAAUUCAUUCAGCCAAUCCAGUUUAUAAUGAAACAUUUGUUUUUCAUGAAGUUGAAACUGUUGAUGUUCUUCUUCUAGAAAUUUUUCUUUGGGAUAAGAAACAAUAUCAAUCCCAUACUGAUACGACAAAUGAAUCCGAUGAAUUUCUUGGUAUGAUACAAUUACCAUUGAAUGAAGCUAAUCUUGAAGAUGAACCACGCUGGUAUGAAUUACGUGAUCGCCAAACACGUAAGCCAUCAACAUCAAGUGUUACAUUUAAAUCAUCAUCAGUAGAAAGCGCUGAUAGUAGUGGUAAAAUGCCACCACUACUUGCGUCAAGUAAAAAGGAAGGACGUACAAAAGUAUCAAUAGAUUUAUCAAUGCAUACAUUAACUCCGUUGCCAAUAAAUAACAGCAAUACAAGUCGAAGAGGUUCUUCUUCGUCACAAACUACUCAUAAACAUCCAAGUAUUACUAAUGCAACAAUUCCAACUAUUAUAACGACUAGUAUCGAUGAUGACAAAAGUGAUGAAUCAAGUUCUAGACGUACAUCUACAAUAAGAGCACAAUCAGAAAAAUUAAAACGUCGAAUAUCAAAAAACAUCUCAAAGUUAUUCGAUGGUCGUCAAAGACGUUAUAGUGAGUCAACAUCGAAUUCUGCAAACUGUUCACCAUCACGAAAGCUAUCAUCACAAGUUAAUACAAAUAUGACUAGAGAACAUGAUAUUGAUACAACUUCGGCUAUUAUUACAUCAGAAAAUACAGCUCCUGUAACGUGCAAAUCACCACGCCAUAGUGUAAUAUCAACAAUAAAUCAAGAUGAUCAACAGCAACAAACAAUAAUACGUCCGAUUUUAUCACAACAAAUGCCUAUUGGACAAUUAAUGUUACCCUAUAUUCCAUCAUCUCGACAUUCAUCUAUAUCAGGUUCAAGAAAAUCUUCAGCUGCAUCUAAUUUUGACAGUGAUGAUGAUAUUGAUAGAUAUUUUACAUUAUCUGAUCAACAACAAGAUGAAUUAAUUGAUAAUAGCAGUGUUCAACAGCGCACUGUUGGUCCAGGUCAAGUUCCACCUAGAAAUUAUGAAAAUCUUAUUUAUGAUUAUAUGCAUAUGGGACAAAUUCAACUAGGUCUUAUUGUUACCAAAGGUCUACUAGAAAUUGAUAUUAUAUCUGCAAAAGGAUUAGAACGAGUUAUUGAUGACAGUCACGAUAAUCAUAAUCAUACUGAAGUUAGAAAUGAAGAUAUUCCACCAGAUACAUAUGUUAAAACAUAUCUUCGAACGGGUACAAGACGUGUGCAAAAGCGUAAAACAGCAACUAUAAAAGGCAACUAUAAUCCAGAAUAUCAUUCAAAAUUAAAAUAUAACGCUUGCAAUGUUAUGGGUCGCCGUCUUCAAGUAACAGUAUGGCAACGUGGUGGUAAAUUCGAAAAAAAUCAAUGUAUAGGUGAAGUAUUUAUUCAAUUAGAUAAUUUAACGUUAAAUCAACAUACUAUGGCUUGGUAUAUAUUAUUUCGAGAAAAACUAGUUGAAAGCGAAUUUUACGAUUCAAGUUGA